This is a messenger RNA of Teleopsis dalmanni, 411 nucleotides long. RefSeq names its product larval cuticle protein F1-like. Lineage: Eukaryota; Metazoa; Arthropoda; Insecta; Diptera; Diopsidae. The transcript has 3 exons. The coding region runs from base 1 to 411 and encodes 136 amino acids. The record is from RefSeq and is a predicted model, not a curated record.
AUGUUCAAAUUCAUCGCAGUUUGCUUCUUCGCUGUCAUCGCUUUGGCUGCAGCAAAACCAGGUUUACUAGGCGCUCCACUUGCAGCUCCACUUGCUGCUGCACCAUUGGCAUAUAGCGCGGCUUACAGUUCACCACUAGCAUACUCUGCACCACUUGCUGCACAAUUUGCUGCACCACUUGCCGCACCAGUAGCUGCUCCACUCGCUGCACCAGUUGUUGGUACUGCUUAUUCUGCUGCACCUGUUGUAGCUGCUCCUGCUGUUGCUGCUACUCCAUUUGCCGCACCAGUUGCUGCUCGUUUAGCUGCUGCACCUUUGGCUACACCAUUCGCUGCUCCAUUUGCCGCUUCUCCAUUCGCUGCACCACUUGCCGCUGCGCCACUCGCUGCUUCUCCAUAUCUCUUGAAAUAA